AUCGGUUCUUCUUACGCAUCAGCAUCUUGGCAGCUGUAAGGUCCGGUGCUGGGGCUAGAAAGAAGGACUGUUCUUUUCUAUUAUGAAAAUAAUUAUUGUUGCCUUGCUGUUACUACUAUUAGUGCCUGAAGGAGCCUUCCCUCCCCAUCCUCCAUUUCUGCCUCAGUGGAGGGCUAGGUAGGGCUCAGCAGGCCAUUUGGAGGAUGAUGGAUUGUUGCCCCAUUCCCUGUAAAAUCAGGGACUGGAGGAGGCCGCAGUGCUGAGGGGGAGGGAUAGCUGAUGUGAGUCACUGCCGGCCUCCUCAUGCCCUACACCCUGGUGCUGGCCCAGCUGCCACAGGCACAGACAUGGGACAGGAGCCUCUUCAGCCUGAGCGGGGCGGAGGGCUGAGGCUGAGGCCUGGGAGACAGCUCCUUCUCUGCGCCUCAGGAUUCCUGUGAAAAAAUGGCCUAUCAGAUGUGCCUACCUGAAGUGAGUUAUAGGACUUGGGCUGGAAGAGGUGACAGCCACUACCCUCUGGGAAUUCCUUCCUGCAGGGGUGCAGUCUCAUGGGAUAAAAUGAGGGGGCUCUGGGGGGUUAAAUGAGUAUGGUGUCUAGCACCCAAAAAUUCUAGUUAUUGUUGUUACUAUGACGGCUGUUGUUAGCGAUGUUAACAGUUUUUCACAAGGCUGCUAAGGCAUCCUCAGACUCAGCCUGUUCCAGAUGGAUGGGCUCUACAUGUGACGGAAUGGAGCACCAGGAGGGUCCCGCAGCUUGCUCAGGGACACACAGCUAUAAAGUGGUGGCGUUAAGGCUUGGUCUGGAGGGAAAGUGCGCAGGCUGGACUCCCCAGAGUGAUUUUGGGCUAGUGACUCAGCCUCUCCCAGCCUCAGUUUACCAUUAGUCAAAUGGGGUAACAAUAGAACUCACCAGAUAGCGAUUGUUGGGAAGAUUAAAAUGGGUUACCUGACACCAAGAAAAACACUUUUCCCGUGCCUGGCACAGUGAACAUUACCUUUCGGUCCUUCUGAGUGUCAGGGAAGGGGGCUCAGUUUGUCCGUCUCUAAGAUGGGUGCGCUUGCCUGCCUUAGCCACCGGGACUCCGCGCGCCAGGUGUGCGGUGGGCGGGUCUCGGCUCCCGGAAGAACGUCCCUGGGUGGUCCUGGAGCCGGUCGGACCCGGUUACUGAGCCAGGCCAGCUGCCAGCGGCCGGGGCUCGGGUUCCGGCCGCUGCCUGGCUUUCCUUACCCUUUUCGGGUAAUACCUGGACCGGCGGGUUCAUUUGCCUGCAGCCGCCGGAAGUUGCGCAAACUCAGGUUGCCGGAGCCCCAGGUGGGCCGGGCCGGAGGAGCUCAGGCCAGCGGCGCGGGCGCAGCCAGCAGUUGCCGGUGUUCAUCUACCUACUUUCUGCCUGGAUCUCUGGCUCCUCAUUUCUCCAGUCUCCUCAGACCAAAGCCCUCGGGAUAUGCAGCAGCCAUGCCUGUGGACACGCUGAGCCCUGGAUCCCCGGCCGCCCCCGCCCUACCUUGCCGCCUUCGGACCAAGGUCCCUGGCUACCUGCUACGGAGGCCGGCAGAUGGUGGAGUUCGGAAACCGAGUGCUGUGGAGCGCCUGGAGGCCGACAAGGCCAAGUAUGUCAAGAGCCUGCAUGUGGCCAACACCCGCCAGGAACCUGUGCAGCCCCUGCUGUCCAAACAGCCACUUUUUAGCCCUGAGACUCGCCGCACAGUGCUCACGCCCAGCCGCCGAGCCCUGCCUGGCCCCUGCCGACGGCCCCAGCUGGACCUGGACAUCCUCAGCAGCCUCAUCAACUUGUGUGAUAGUCCCGUGUCCCCUGCCGAGGCCAGCCGUACUCCUGGACGGGCAGAGGGAGCCGGCCAGCCUCCCCCAGCCACCCCUCCACGACCGCCGCCCAGUACCUCUGCGGUCCGCCGAGUGGACGUCCGCCCCCUGCCUGCCUCGCCAGCCCGGCUCUGCCCAUCACCGGGUCCUGCCGCCGCCUCCAGCCCAGCCCGGCCACCGGGUUUGCAACGCUCUAAGUCGGACUUGAGCGAGCGCUUUUCUAGGGCAGCUGCUGACCUUGAGCGCUUUUUUAACUUCUGCGGCCUGGACCCGGAGGAGGCAAGAGGGCUGGGUGUGGCCCACCUGGCACGGGCCAGCUCGGAUAUCGUGUCCUUGGCAGGGCCCAGUGCUGGGCCGGGCAGCUCUGAAGGGGGCUGCUCCCGCCGCAGCUCUGUUACUGUUGAGGAGCGGGCCCGGGAGCGCGUUCCCUAUGGCGUGUCGGUGGUGGAGCGCAAUGCCCGCGUGAUCAAGUGGCUGUAUGGGUUAAGGCAGGCACGGGAGAGCCCAGCAGCUGAAGGCUAAACACCACUGGGGAAUUUGCCACAGGACAGAUCUUACAGAGGCAAGUGGUCCCUGGACCUCUCUUGCAUCCAUUCUCUGGAUGGCCAUGUCAGAGGCUCCACCCUGGUGUGAACUUGGUGUGGAGGCAAAGGCUUAGAGGCUGGACCAGCAUUCUUGGGCAAAGACUGACUCUUGGAGGGUUUUGCUCUUGGCUUUGGACACUUGAGAACCCCCCUCCCCCCAUCCCAAUACAAGGUUUUUGACAUGAGUGUACUCCUGCUUAGUUCCUCUUGUGGGCCUGCAUUUGGGGUGCUUUGCCCUCCCCACUGAGAGUGAGGGGCCAAGGGAUCUCCUCAAUCUUGUCUCCCCAGCGGCUCUGUUUCCUCCUUCCUUCCUUGGCCUCUGUCAUUUGCUGACUUCCUCUUCCUUACCCAGCGGAACUCACCCUGGGGUCAGGGCAGUGGGGAGGGGCCUAUCCACUGCUCUUCCUAGUCCUUGGCAGCUGGCCUAGGUGGGCAGACUAUAGGAGGGACUGGUUAGGAGUCUGCAUUGCUUUGACUUCCCUCCCCUUGGUUAAUAAACACUUGUUUCUCGAGG
This is a messenger RNA of Chlorocebus sabaeus (green monkey), 2920 nucleotides long. It is a transcript of the gene FAM110A, whose product is annotated as family with sequence similarity 110 member A. The record is from RefSeq and is a predicted model, not a curated record. NCBI's taxonomy places the organism in Eukaryota, Metazoa, Chordata, Mammalia, Primates, Cercopithecidae.